CUCAUUUAAGAUUCUAACCUUAAAAUUGUCCCCAUAAACAUAAAUCAAAAAUGGGCACCAAGAAUGGCGAAAAAGACGAAAACUCAAGAAAUUCUACAAAAUCAAAACCAACUUUCGGUAGCGCCGCCCUGCUACUCACCUUGGGAGCUCUUUUGCGGUUUAUUAUAAUGAUUUCUAAGUACCAGAUCAUCAUUUCAAACCACAUAGAGGUGUCCACACCUUUAAGCUCUUGGAAGAGAGUUUUAGAAGGCAUUUUCCUAUUUUCUAAAGGAGUGAACCCCUAUGAAGGAGACUUAUUACAUGAAACGCCGUUGGCCAUACAUAUCUACAAAUAUAUACUUGAAAAUGUAUUCAGAAAUGUUCAUCUAAUGUUUAUUGCUUAUGAUCUUGGAACUGGACUGUUGCUUUACUUUUCUGCCCUAAAAUAUGUCAAGGACCUGGUAGAUGAGCACAGGAAUAAAGACAAAUUCAGCAAAGAUAUGUGGGAACAUCUGCCAAAUGAAGAUUUCAUGCGAAGGUUGCCAGUUUAUGUACUAAUGGCUUUUUUGUUUAAUCCCUACAGCAUACUUGGUUGUGUUGGACAUUCUACUGUAGGCAUACACAAUUUCUUUCUGUCUCUAUUUAUUUUUGGAAUGGUUUAUGGAAGUGCAAUAGUGAGCAGUGCAGCACUGGCUCUUUGUGCCAGUAUAUCCUUUUAUCCAGUUAUUUUAAUACUGCCUUUAGCAAUCUAUUUUGUAAAGAUUCAUGGUUGUUAUAAACAAUCUGCAUUAUCUGUAGUUUGCUUUCUGAUAUCUUUGUUGUUAAUAACUAUGUAUAAUAGUAACUUUGGUAAAGACUUUACCUUUGUAAGGAAUGUGUAUGGGUGCAUACUAACAGUACCUGACCUUCAACCAAAUAUAGGACUCUUUUGGUACUUUUUCACUGAAAUGUUUGAUCAUUUCAGGGAUCUUUUUAUCUACUCAUUCCAAAUAAAUGCAACAAUUCUUUAUUUAGUGCCACUUUCAGUCAGAUUUAGAAACACUCCAUUUAUCCUCACAUUUGCUUUGCUAUUUUUAAUAACUAUAUUUAAAUCAUACCCCUGUCUAAGCGACUUAGGCUUUGUCCUAAGCUUAUUGCCAAAUUUUUUACAUUUAUUCCCAUUUUGUCAGCAAGGAUUUAUUAUAGGAGUAAUGCUUUUAAUGACAACUUGUUUGGCUCCAGUAUUAUGGCAUUUAUGGAUCUACAGUGCCUCUGCAAAUGCCAAUUUCUAUUUUGGGGUGACCCUUGCACAUGCAAUAGCUCAAAUAUUUUUGGUGACAGAUGUAUUAUUUACUCAGACAAAAUGGGAGUACUUGUUAAAACAUGGAAAAGAUACUAAAAUUGAUGGAGAAAAUGGUAUUUUAACCUUAGAGUAAAGUAGGCUAGUCAGAAAUGAGGACUGUUAGGAAUAAGGAUUGUUGUAUUUUUUUGUAAUAUAUUGCUUUUUUAUUAAAAAAAUAUGUGUGUAUACUUGUUUACUAUGCUACCCAAAUAAAUUUAAAUGGAAGUGAUACUCUUGUAACAAAUUUAAGUAAAUACAAUUUGAUGAUGUGUG
Molecule: messenger RNA, 1573 nt
Organism: Anthonomus grandis grandis
Lineage: Eukaryota; Metazoa; Arthropoda; Insecta; Coleoptera; Curculionidae
Gene: PIG-U
Product: phosphatidylinositol glycan anchor biosynthesis class U protein
Exons: 1
Coding region: 51-1394 (447 amino acids)
Biological process (GO): protein localization to cell surface; attachment of GPI anchor to protein
Cellular component (GO): GPI-anchor transamidase complex; membrane
Source: RefSeq, a predicted model, not a curated record